GCAUCCCCCCUAACACACACAAACCCUGCAGCCCCAUCACCUCUCUGGGGUCCAGGGACUCAGUUACAGCUCCCAACACCUUCUAAAUAGACAACUGCCCCACAUACACACUCACAGCUCUAACACCUCUAAAACACAACUGCUCCACCUACAACACCCAGCCCACACACUUCCACACACACACUCUACAUACAGAUACCCCCCGACAUCCAGCUACCUCACAUGCACAUACCCCCAAACACACAACCACCACAUGCUUACCCACAACCUGCAACACCUCCCUGACACCAGGAACCUGGUUACAGCCCUCAUACCUGUGCAUGCACGGACGAUAGCCUGUGGCACAUCUCUGAUAUCAGAGACCCAUUCUUCCCUUCCCACGUAUGGAGGGACCUCAGGUCUCUAACGCCUCCCCAGACCCUUGCAGGUACCCAAUUAAAAUCCCAAUAACCUUUCCAGAGACACUCCCCAGCUCCUCCCCAAAACCACAGUGCAUCCUCCACCAACCACAACACCUUUCCAGGCACAUGUUCACAGCCCUAGUACUUAACCAAAACCCACAUUUUUAUGACCCCCCAAUACAUCCCUAAACACCCCAACACACACACAAUCACACACACACACACACACAGCUAUCACACCCUCAGCAUAUCAACCCCCUAUCCAACCCCAACACUGCCAGAUACACCCAGGACCCAGCUACAGCCCUGCUACCUUCCCACUGACUCAUACCCUCAAAGCCCUGACACCUCCCCAGACACACACACUCUGCCCACAGCCCCCAACGUUUCUCCCAGCUAUAGCUCAGCACUUCCCCAAACACCGGUAUCAUCCCCUAUACCUUUCCAAACAUACAGCCUCCCCCUACAACACACAUACACUCACUGCUUCAAACACCCACUCAAACAAGAACACCCUCUGUAGCCACAACAUUUGCCUCAAACACACAGACAUGGCUUCGGUUCUAGUAUAUCUCUAACAGAUCAGGCCCCGAAGCUUCUAAUACCUCCUGAAACUUGUGCACACUGCCUCCUGGAUCCCGGCACCUCCUCGACAGGCAGUCCUAAUGGCCCGGCCCCACCGCUUCCCAGACAGUCUCAGCUCCGGUACUUUUCCUCAGCCACCUAAGGGCCCAGGGACACCCCUACACCUCUCCAAACACCCCGAUACCACACCUGUACACAAAGACAGCCUCAGCUAGUCACAACCCUGCACCCAUUCUGUGCUCCGCCUGCACCCCACGGCACCCUGUCACAUACCCCGCCUAAUCCUUCUGCAGCCCUCACUCCCACCGUUGGCACAUUCCAGCACACCCUCUCCCCCACCUUGUUCCCCUAGACAGCCUCAGCCUGUCACACACAUUGCUCACUCUUGUGUGCUCUCGCUCUCUCUCUCUCUGCUGCCCAGGCCUCCCGCUCUUCCCAGAGCCUCCUCUGCCUGGGGAGGCAUCUCCACCCCUUCACCGCCCCAGGCCUUUCAUUCCUGGACAGUGAGGCUGGACAUCUGGUUCAAAGCUGCCCCACCCAAGACCCUGUGCUCUGGGCACCCUGGCCUGGGCUUAAAGGUUUGGGGCCUCUUUGGGGUGGGGGCAGAGCCCCUUGGCACCUGGUCAUCCUGGUCUUUCAGCCAGGAACUCUCAGUACCCAGCCCUGCCCUGGCUCUGGCAUGUAUGUGGGAGAGAGGGACAGGGGGAGUUGCCCCCAGCCCACACUUUUUCAAGUGCUUGCCAAAUCACUGCCUCCCUCCCCCAACCCCUUGGCUCACCUGAGAGGGACAUGGGGCCUGGGGCUUCAGGGAGAGGGAUGGGGAAGGUGCUGGAUUGACAUACUACCCCCCACCCCCAAAUCCAGGCUGCGGGGCUUGGUCUCCCUGGGAGUCAGUUCCGACAGUGAAGGUUACUUUACUAGAUGCAUGAUUUUAAACGGAAUCUCCACCAUCUGUUCCACCCCCUAAUUACAGAUGCACAGAAUCCGCCUCAGAGGGCAGCAUGAGGGGAGUGAUUUAGAGGCUGAGCUGCUUCUGCCUGCAUUAGGACUGGGGAGAUAGGGGGGCUCUGGGUAUUGCUCACAGCCCCCAAAUCCCUUCUCUUUCCUAGAGGUCCCUCGUGCCUCCUCUCUUGCUGAGGGAAGGCUCACAGAAGGGCUCCACUGAUCCCCAAGACCCUAAAGAAGAAGCAACUGCAGUGCUGUGGGAAGGGUCCCCAAGACAUCGCCUGUGUCCCAGCCCAGCAAGUCCUGGGAUGCAGGCUCCAUUAGGGCCUUAAAAAAUUCAGUGAAUCGAUCUCCUGCCUGCCUCUUGUGCCCUGGGGAGCCGCAGGCACUGGCUUAGCCCAGCUGUCUGCCCACCCUGGGGGGAUAGCAGGGAUUGGUGAGAUAGGGAGGGGUUCAGAGCAGAGGUGGGGCAGCCAGGUUCUGGCAGCAAAGCCCAUGGGCAGGCAUGCCAAGACCCACCGGGGGUGUUUGCACAUAUGUGCCCAUCCGCCCUGGCACAGCUGGCAUGCCUGACCCCAGCUGGAGCCGUGGCUGUGGGACUGGGGCAGCACCAAGGGCCAGAGGGAAUGGGCCAGGGCCUGGGUCUUAGGGUUCUGAGGGACACACGGCUACGCCCUGAGAAUGGGUCCAUCUUUGCCCAUGGACACCAGGGACCUGGGUCCCAGCCUGCCUGGGGGUAGUGGUGGCGGCAGCAGUGGGCACACUGCGGUAGACUCUGGGGCAUUCACUGCAGGGAGAGAGGGAGAGAGGUUGGGCUGGAGGAAUUUUAAAGAUUGCUGCAGGCAGGAGGGUCUCUGGAACCCUGUGGAGCGGGCAGUCAUGCAGAAGUAAUCCUAUCGCUGCCUGCCUGGAGGAGUGGAGGGGGAGGGGAGGGACGGAGCUGCUCCCCCUUCCCCACCUCAGCCCCUGCCCCAGCCAGCCCUGGAGGGAGCCCGGGACCCUAGGGGCCUUCCCUGAGGAGACACCGUGUCUACUCCGUUCCACCGAGGCCUGUGUCCCCUGGAGGGGCAGCACCGCAGCUGUUGCUCAGCUCCUUGCUCUGGGUUUUAUAAAUAAUGCAGCUCGGAGGUGGGGCCAACUCUGCCCCUGGUCACCUUGGGUCACCCAGUAUGGAACCUCCAGCUGGCAGGCCUUUGGCAGAGCCCCUCUCCCGUCCAGCCUGCGCCUCCUCGUCUGCUGUGUGAGCUUGGGCCAGGGGCCCAAGCCUCUCUGAGCUGGGCCCGAGGUAGAGGAGUGCGGAAGAACCCAGAAACCCUGGGUCCUUUCGUCCCACCCCCAGCCCUCACAGGUUAACCGGCAGCCGGCUCAGCCAAUCCAGGCUAGAGAGGGAUGACCUGUCUACAGGGGCCUCCUGCGUUCCGGCCCCUCCAUUUUGCAGAUGGAGCAACCGAGUCCAGAGGGGUGCAAGGGUGGUCAAGGCCAGCCAGCUGGGGAGCCCCCUCCUUCCUGCCCCAUUCUGCUGUCACUCAGGCUCUUCUCAGCCUCAGCUCAGCUAAGAGCAGGGCCUGGGGGGGGGAGGGCGGGGGAUGUUUGGGAAAGUGGUUGCGGCUGAGAGGUUGCCAUGGCGAUGCUGCAGGAUGCCGAGCUGAAGUGGGGGUCCCACAGGGUCUCUGGGGCCCCCAGCUCCGCACCCCUGUGGUCUUCUCCUCCCCAUCUCCUGUCCCCCACCCAGAUGUCUGUCAGGCGGCUCCGGUGACAGGCUGGGUGGGUGACAGGUGGUGCAGGUGAUGGGCUGGGUGGGUGACGAGCUGGGUGGGUGACAGGUGGUGCGGGUGCGAGGCAGGCAGGUGACAAGCUGGGUGGUGACGGGCUCUGUGGAUGACAGGCAGGGGGUGUGGUUGGCGAGGAUGCUGUCUCCUGGCUGGUGGCCUGUUGCAGCCCCCUACCCUCAUGCGUGUGCACACACAUAGACUCUGGGCUCAGAGCUUGGGGCUAAGAUACUAAUGAGGCUUAUUACUUGUGGAGGGGCAGGUGCCUAGGCUCACUAAUGAGAGGCCUUUAACAAAUAGGGGAGACAGCUAGGGGGCUUCGAGGAAUUCGGCUGGCCCUUCUGGGCUGAGACCCUGGGGGUCCUGACCUGGCUCAAGGAUGAAGCUGGAUCGCCUCCAGCCAGGUCGGGGAUCCCUCUUCCCCCUUCUCCCUGGCCACUGGAUUUAUGUUAAUACUAACCACAAUUAUGAUCGCUACCAUUGUUCAAGCACUUAUUAUGUGUCAGGCACUGUGCCAAGGCCUUUGCAUGCAUUUUCUCAUUUCAACUCAACAGUCCUAGGAGAGAGGCACUAUUACCCCAUUUUACAGAUGGGGAAUCUGAGGCUGAGAAAAGGCACAGGACUUCAUAUAACAAGUUACUGGUGCAGCUAGGGCAUUAAUCCGGGUCUGUAUGUCCCUAGAACAUGUGCUCUUAACCACCCCACCAGUAAAACUCAGGUCUUGGUGCAGACUCCAGAUCCUCUCUCAGGGACUGGAAAAUGGGCAUGUGGUGGAGGGGUGAUCACCAUAAACUCUUCAGCUCUGACUUGGGUGGCUGUGAGGACUCCUCCAGGUAGCUGCUGUGACCUUACCCCAUCUGGGCCAGAUUCUGGACAGAGGGCAGGGCCUAAUGCUAAGGGGGGUGAGCCGAAAGGUGGUCACCUGGGAUAUCUGAGCCACUUUCUGCAUUGUGCAGUGGGAAGGCUGAGGCCCAGAGAGGAGCAGUCACCACCCAAGGUCACACACCCUGUGAGCUGCAGGGCCCCGUGGGAUCCCAGGUCUCCUGGCCUCUUGAAAGGGCAGGGCUGGGUGUGGUGCCAGAGCGGGGAGGCUACCUCCUCCUGGGCCCCACCCACCAGCCUAGUUUCCUCCCUGGAUGUUGUGAGCACCCAGCUUCUAGGAGGGUGCAGGGGUCUGUUGGCAGACUCCUUAGGGCCAUGCUCCCUCCCCAUCAAUCUGAGCCCCUAGUGUCAGUUGUGCCGCUCCCUUUGGAACCCAUUGGGGUGGAAACUCCCUGGCAACAGCUGAUGGAUGGGUUAGGGCUUUGACAUUGGCCUGGGGCCACAGCAUGGCCCUGGAGGGACCAGGCUGGGGCUGGGAGGUGGGGGUUGGAGGGGAAUUUAAGGGAAAAGAAUUAGGCUCAUAAAUCAUGGAGCAUCUCGUUUCUCCUCCUCAACCUUAGUCUCUUAGCAAACCUGCUCUCCAACUGCUCAUCCAAGGUGCUGGGGGUUGAGGGAGCCCACCUGCCUGUUCCCCACUCCCUCCAGCUGAUGCUCAUCCCCUCCGGAAAUUGCACCCUCCCACGAGAAAGAAAGAGCUGCAGCCACUAUUGCUAGGCAGCAUUAAGACAAGUCCAGAUGACUGGAUUUUGCCUCUGACUCAUUGUGAUGAGUAGGGCGGAGGGCUUCACUGCCUCAGUUUCCCCAACUUUGGACCUUAAAUCCUCUCCUGAUGCCUCUCAGCCCAGCCAGGAAGGAGAGCUAAGACCAAGAGGGAUUUAACAGAUGCAGGACACACAGCCUUGUCCUCAGACCCCCCAAGUCUGAGAGAAGCAAAACACUCACCUUGAGAGCCCUCGGACUUGGAGAUGGGAGCUUGCCUGAUUGUCAACCCAUCGGCCUGGACCCCAGAGCCCACCCAGUUGAGCGUGUGCAGAGGGCCCCGAGUGCGGGGCGACGCUCAGGCCGUUGCAGAGACCACCCUGGAGAUGCUGAUGAAGACAGGCCUUUCCUGCUGAGCCCAGCCUAUCUUCGCAGCCUGCUCAGAAAGGGGAACUGAGGCUCAUGGAUAUACAGUGAGUCCUACCUCCUAGCCUGAGGACUCUUCCCUGCGCCUUGAUGACCUGAGAGAACUGGGAGGAGAAAGGGGUUGUGACAAUGACCAGGACUCAGGGCAGAGGUGGAAACCAGAGUGCCUGAUGUGUGCAGCUGCUGACCCCCCCAGGACACCUCUCUACCGGAGUCUGUGGAAGCAGAGAACUGGGAGGCCAAGGCGCUGUCCACGCCCCGAGGCCUGGGCUCAGGCCGAAGUUGCUCCACAGCACCCCCAGCUGACAGCCAGCGACUGGCAGAGCCCCCAGGCACGGGGGCCCUCUCUCUUCCAGAGAUCUCCAGUGUGACAGCCCAGGCGGCAGAGCCGAGGGUCCUGGUCCCGGCUUCUCGCACCCUCAUGUCAGCCCCGGCCCCGCCCGGCGGCCUGCGGAGGACAAGGUCAGGAUGCGUGUGAAGCCCCAGGGCCUGGUGGUGACUUCCAGUGCCGUGUGCAGCUCUCCUGACUACCUCCGGGAACCCAAGUACUACCCCGGCGGCCCCCCCACCCCCCGGCCCCUGCUUCCCACCCGGCCCCCUGCCAGCCCACCUGACAAGGCCUUCUCCACCCACGCCUUCUCCGAGAACCCACGCCCACCCCCACGCCGGGACCCCAGCACCCGGCGCCCACCAGUCCUUGCCAAGGGGGACGACCCGCUGCCCCCACGGGCAGCCCGUCCUGUCUCACAGGCCCGCUGCCCCACACCGGUCGGAGACGGCAGCAGCUCCCGACGCUGCUGGGACAACGGGCGGGUGAACCUGCGACCAGUGGUGCAGCUGAUUGACAUCAUGAAGGACCUGACACGCCUCUCCCAGGACCUGCAGCACAGUGGUGUACACCUGGACUGUGGUGGGCUCCGACUGAGCCGCCCGCCUGCACCGCCACCCGGCGACCUACAGUACAGCUUCUUCUCCUCACCCAGUUUGGCCAACAGCAUCCGUAGCCCUGAGGAGCGGGCCACCCCACACGCCAAGUCGGAGCGGCCCAGCCAUCCCCUCUACGAGCCUGAGCCUGAGCCUAGGGACAGUCCCCAGCCUGGCCAAGGCCAUAGUCCCGGAGCCACGGCUGCGGCCACGGGUCUGCCCCCAGAGCCUGAGCCAGACAGCACUGAUUACUCAGAACUUGCUGACGCCGACAUCCUUAGUGAGCUGGCCUCCCUCACUUGCCCAGAGGCCCAGCUGCUAGAGGCCCAGGCCCUCGAGCCACCAUCGCCCGAGCCGGAGCCUCAGCUCCUGGACCCCCAGCCCCGCUUCCUGGACCCGCAGGCACUAGAGCCGCUCGGGGAAGCUCUGGAGCUGCCACCCCUGCAACCUCUUGCUGAUCCUCUGGGGCUGCCGGGCCUGGCUCUCCAGGCCCUGGACACCCUGCCUGACUCCUUGGAGUCGCAGCUGCUUGACCCCCAGGCACUCGACCCCCUGCCCAAGCUGCUUGACGUCCCAGGUCGCCGUCUGGAGCCCCAGCAGCCCCUGGGGCACUGCCCACUGGCCGAGCCCUUGCGCCUGGACUUGUGCUCACCGCACGGCCCCCCCGGGCCUGAGGGUCACCCCAAGUACGCCUUGCGGCGCACUGAUAGGCCAAAGAUCCUGUGUCGCCGGCGGAAAGCCGGACGGGGACGCAAGGCAGACGCCGGACCCGAGGGCCGCCUACUGCCCCUGCCUAUGCCCACGGGGCUGGUGGCUGCCCUGGCCGAACCCCCACCACCACCGCCUCCUCCACCCCCUGCCCUGCCAGGCCCAGGCCCGGUCUCAGUCCCAGAGUUGAAGCCGGAAUCUUCCCAGACCCCAGUGGUCUCUACCCGCAAAGGCAAGUGCCGGGGCGUGCGGCGCAUGGUGGUGAAGAUGGCCAAGAUCCCCGUAUCGCUGGGGCGGCGGAACAAGACCACAUACAAAGUGUCUUCCUUGAGCAGCAGCCUGAGCGUGGAGGGCAAGGAGCUGGGCCUGCGCGUGUCGGCUGAGCCCACCCCGCUGCUGAAGAUGAAGAACAAUGGGCGGAACGUGGUAGUGGUCUUCCCACCCGGUGAGAUGCCCAUUAUUCUCAAACGUAAGCGCGGCCGCCCUCCUAAGAACCUGCUGCUGGGUCCCGGCAAGCCCAAGGAGCCAGCUGUGGUGGCGGCCGAGGCAGCCACUGUGGCAGCGGCCACCAUGGCCAUGCCAGAGGUAAAAAAACGACGGCGGCGGAAGCAGAAGCUGGCAUCUCCCCAGCCAUCCUAUGCAGCAGACGCCAACGACAGCAAGGCCGAGUACUCAGACGUCCUGGCCAAGCUGGCCUUCCUGAACCGCCAGAGCCAGUGCGCUGGACGGUGCUCACCGCCCCGCUGCUGGACACCCAGUGAGCCGGAGUCGGUGCACCAGGCCCCCGACACCCAGAGCAUCUCCCACUUCCUGCAUCGUGUGCAGGGCUUCCGGCGGCGUGGGGGCAAAGCAGGCGGUUUUGGUGGCCGGGGUGGGGGCCAUGCGGCCAAGUCAGCCCGAUGCUCCUUCAGUGACUUCUUUGAGGGCAUCGGCAAGAAAAAGAAGGUGGUGGCCGUGGCAGCCGCUGGGGUCGGGGGCCCGGGCCUUACUGAGUUGGGGCACCCACGCAAACGGGGCCGGGGGGAGGUAGACGCUGUGACUGGGAAGCCAAAGCGCAAGAGACGGUCCCGGAAGAAUGGGACUCUGUUCCCAGAGCAGGUGCCCAGUGGCCCAGGCUUUGGGGAGGCAGGUGCUGAGUGGGCCGGGGAUAAGGGUGGUGGCUGGGCCCCUCACCAUGGGCACCCAGGCGGACAAGCUGGCCGAAACUGUGGGUUUCAGGGGACCGAGGCCCGGGCCUUUGCCUCCACUGGGCUGGAGAGUGGAGCCUCAGGCCGUGGCAGCUACUACAGCACGGGUGCACCCUCAGGCCAGACCGAGCUCAGCCAGGAGCGCCAAAACCUCUUCACCGGCUACUUUCGCUCGCUGCUCGAUUCGGAUGACUCCUCCGAUCUCUUGGACUUUGCCCUCUCAGCCUCUCGCCCAGAGUCCCGGAAGGCAUCGGGCACCUAUGCAGGGCCACCCACCAGUGCCCUGCCUGCCCAGCGGGGCCUGGCCACCUUCCCUAGCCGGGGAGCCAAGGCCAGCCCAGUGGCAGUGGGUAGCAGCGGGGCUGGGGCGGACCCCUCCUUUCAGCCUGUCCUGUCCGCGCGCCAGACCUUCCCACCAGGACGAGCAGCAAGCUAUGGGCUAACUCCAGCCGCUUCAGACUGCCGGGCAGCCGAGACCUUCCCCAAGCUGGUGCCCCCGCCCUCAGCCAUGGCCCGCUCACCUACCACCCACCCGCCUGCCAACACCUACCUGCCCCAGUACGGCGGCUAUGGGGCCGGACAAAGCGUAUUCGCCCCAACUAAGCCCUUUACAGGCCAGGACUGCGCUAACAGCAAGGACUGCAGCUUCGCCUAUGGCAGUGGCAACAGCCUCCCUGCCUCACCCAGCAGCGCCCACAGCGCCGGCUAUGCCCCACCGCCUACCGGGGGCCCCUGCCUGCCACCAAGCAAGGCCUCCUUCUUCAGCAGCUCUGAGGGGGCCCCCUUCUCUGGUUCAGCCCCCACGCCCCUGCGCUGUGACAGCCGGGCCAGCACAGUCUCGCCCGGUGGCUACAUGGUACCCAAGGGCACCACAGCCUCUGCCACCUCUGCAGCCUCUGCCGCCUCCUCCUCCUCCUCCUCCUUCCAGCCCUCGCCCGAGAACUGUCGGCAGUUUGCGGGGGCUUCUCAGUGGCCUUUCCGGCAGGGCUAUGGAGGCCUGGACUGGGCCUCAGAGGCCUUUAGUCAGCUCUACAAUCCCAGUUUUGACUGCCACGUCAGCGAGCCCAACGUGAUCCUGGACAUCUCCAACUACACACCGCAGAAGGUGAAGCAGCAGACGGCUGUGUCGGAGACCUUCUCUGAGUCAUCCUCCGACAGCACCCAGUUCAAUCAGCCGGUUGGUGGCGGGGGGUUUCGGCGUGCCAACAGCGAGGCCUCAAGUAGUGAGGGCCAGUCGAGCCUGUCCAGCCUGGAGAAACUGAUGAUGGACUGGAACGAGGCAUCAUCUGCCCCCGGCUACAACUGGAACCAGAGUGUCCUCUUUCAGAGUAGCUCCAAGCCGGGCCGUGGACGGCGGAAGAAGGUGGACCUGUUCGAGGCCUCACAUCUGGGCUUCCCGACAUCCGCCUCUGCCGCUGCCUCAGGCUACCCAUCCAAACGGAGCACUGGGCCCCGGCAGCCGCGAGGUGGACGGGGCGGUGGGGCCUGCUCAGCCAAGAAGGAGCGGGGUGGCGCAGCGGCCAAAGCCAAGUUCAUCCCCAAGCCACAGCCAGUCAACCCACUGUUCCAGGACAGUCCUGACCUCGGCCUGGACUACUAUAGCGGGGACAGCAGCAUGUCACCACUGCCCUCACAGUCGAGGGCCUUCGGCGUGGGAGAGCGAGACCCCUGUGACUUCAUAGGACCCUACUCCAUGAACCCGUCCACGCCUUCCGAUGGCACCUUUGGCCAAGGCUUCCACUGCGACUCGCCCAGCCUGGGUGCUCCCGAGCUUGAUGGCAAGCAUUUCCCACCGCUGGCCCACCCACCCACGGUGUUUGACGCCGGCCUGCAGAAGGCAUACUCGCCCACCUGCUCGCCUACACUGGGCUUCAAGGAAGAGCUGCGGCCACCGCCCACAAAGCUGGCUGCCUGCGAGCCCCUCAAGCAUGGACUCCAGGGGGCCAGCCUGGGCCACGCAGCUGCAGCCCAGGCCCACCUGAGCUGCCGGGACCUGCCGCUGGGCCAGCCCCACUACGAUUCCCCCAGCUGCAAGGGCACAGCCUAUUGGUACCCUCCAGGCUCAGCUGCCCGCAGCCCGCCCUAUGAAGGCAAGGUGGGUACAGGGCUGCUGGCUGACUUCCUGGGCAGGACGGAGGCCGCGUGCCUCAGUGCCCCUCACCUGGCUAGCCCACCAGCCACGCCCAAGGCCGACAAGGAGCCACUGGAAAUGGCCCGGCCCCCUGGCCCACCCCGUGGCCCUGCUGCAGCCGCUGCUGGCUAUGGCUGCCCACUCCUUAGUGACUUGACCCUGUCCCCCGUGCCGAGGGACUCGCUGCUGCCCCUGCAGGACACCGCCUACAGGUACCCAGGCUUUAUGCCCCAGGCGCAUCCUGGCCUGGGUGGGGGCCCCAAGAGCGGCUUCCUGGGGCCCAUGGCGGAACCUCACCCCGAGGACACAUUCACCGUCACAUCCCUGUAGUGCCAACUGAAGUGCCGACUGGACCGCGAGGUUUUGUUCCUGGCUUUCAGAAAACCAACGCCAAGAUCCCUCCCAGCGUCCACAUCGUCCUCUGGCAGGAGCUCCUGCCCCUCUGCCUCCCACCCUGCCCCCUACACCCCCUGCAGACCCAUCUCCCUCCACCCCCUCCCACCCAUCUCCUCCACGCAGAAGCCGAAGGUGAGCCCUUUCUGCACAAAACCAGCAAUUGUAAAUACUUUUUAAAAAUGUACAAAACUUAAAAACAAAACACAGUUUUAGAAAAAGACAAAAAAAAAAAAGAGAGAGAGAGAGCGAGAGAGCGAGCGUGUGCAAGAGGUUGCGAGCGGGGCCCCGAGGUGUCCAGAGCCCCUGCAAGUAUGCACUGAGAAAUUUAUCUACAGGUCGUUUGACAAAAAUGAACAAUAUCCUAUUUAUUGUAUAUACUGUUUUAUUAUAAAUCGUGGAUUGUAUAUUGCAUUCUGUAAACCUGCUGUGGUCCCGUGGUGUGCAAAUUCGCAUGGUGGGGGGGAGGGAGAAGAACCUCUUGCGGGAGCUUUUUUUUUCUUUCUUAUUUUUCACUCUUUUGGGUUUUCUCUUCUGUUGUUGUUGUUGUUGUUUUCUGUUGGCAGGACACACCCAAAGAUCCAAGUUUGUAUUAAAAAGAAAUGAAAAAAAGCAAAAAAAAAACAAAAAAAAAACAAAAAAAAAAAACCAA
Homo sapiens (human) is the source of this 11702-nucleotide messenger RNA. RefSeq names its product AT-hook DNA binding motif containing 1 (gene AHDC1). Lineage: Eukaryota; Metazoa; Chordata; Mammalia; Primates; Hominidae. Gene Ontology annotation, biological process: skin morphogenesis; regulation of DNA-templated transcription; mesoderm formation. The transcript is spliced from 7 exons. Gene Ontology annotation, cellular component: nucleus; chromosome. The record is from RefSeq and is a predicted model, not a curated record. The coding region runs from base 6176 to 10987 and encodes 1603 amino acids.